UUCAUAACUGACCACAACAGCAAACUGUAUUAUAUUGUAUGUUGGUGUAUUCCUCAGACCACUCUAUAGUUGAACUCACUCAAGCAAACAUGCUUGAAUUAUUAUGCAGAAUAAUGCUUUUCAUUGCCUACUGGACAUGUUCUGAAGGACAAAUGGAUCUUGAAUAUGGUCUGAUGGAGUCAUGCACUGGAUCACCAGAUGAUGAAAUUGUCUUUACUUUUAAUACUGAACUGGCUGCAUACUUGGUGGUAGUAGAUGGGACACUUGUUCUCACUGUACCAAAUUUUAUUAAAGAUUAUCCUGGAUUCUAUGAAUUACCCCUGCUUGAUGCUAGCCCUGCGACUGUUGGAUUAACAGCUCUGUGCAAAGUGGUGUAUGAAAAGACACUCAACUUAAAUGUAUCUGAACCUCUUGAACCUCCCUGGGUUUUACUUUACCCCCGAAAUGAUGUGAAAUUAAAUCUCAAGAACACUCUGAUCUGUCAUGUGACUGGAUUCUUCCCUCCACCGGUCAGAGUCUUGUGGACCAAGAACAAUGUGAAUGUGACAGAUGGGUCAACUAUCAGCAGAUAUUACCCUGACAAUGAUAGAAAUUUUAAUGUCUUUUCUCAACUGAGCUUCAUUCCUGAGGAAGGAGAUGUUUACAGCUGUUCAGUGGAGCACAAAGCCCUUCAACAACCUCAGACCAGAACAUGGGAUGUGGAGGUAAAGCAGCCCAGCAUUGGUCCAUCAGUGUUCUGUGGAGUUGGUCUUGCUUUUGGGCUGCUGAGUUUCGCUGCUGGAAUAUUUUUCAAUGCCAAAGGCAAAAAAUGGAUGUAAUAUUGACACACUGACACAUGUAUUUAUUAGUUGUGUCAACAUAUAGAUUCCAUUCAACAUUACUAUGUACUGUAUAAUCUGGCUCAGUUGUGCAGACAUUUGUAAUAUUAUUGCAUUGUUCUUGUUACAUUCAGUAGUUUUACAUGUUGGUUUUAAAUACUUAGUGUGGUUUAUUGUUAUAAAAGUACUGCAAACAGGCAGACCUCACAAUGCAAAAGAUUAGUCUGAUUUCAUGUAACAGGAAGAAUAAAUUUACAUUAUAAUACUA
Molecule: messenger RNA, 1086 nt
Organism: Danio rerio (zebrafish)
Lineage: Eukaryota; Metazoa; Chordata; Actinopteri; Cypriniformes; Danionidae
Source: RefSeq, a predicted model, not a curated record